Molecule: messenger RNA, 1433 nt
Organism: Paramecium pentaurelia
Lineage: Eukaryota; Ciliophora; Oligohymenophorea; Peniculida; Parameciidae
Source: the annotation of a GenBank genome assembly
UAAUGAAGAAAUUUCACGCAUUUUUAAUCUUCUCUACUUGCAAUAUGUUUGUAUCAAUGUGUGGAUCUCUUAUUACUCCUUUCUUUCCCCCUUAUGCUGAUAGAAAAGGAAUAUCAUAGACCACUUUGGGAUUGAUCAUUGCUGCUGGUCCUUUAGGUGGAUUAUUAGCUUCAAUUAUAAUUGCUAAAACUUUGAAUCACGUAAUAUUAAAUUACUAAUUUAUAGAGAAAUAGAAACAAAUACAUUUUAAUUGGUGUAUUAGGAGAACCUAUAAGUUUACUAUUUUUUUCCUUGACUGAUGUUUUUGAUGACAAAAAUCCAAUUAUCAUUAUUGCUUCAAUUGGCAGAUUUAUUGGAGGAAUAGUAUAAAAAAUAUAUUAUAAUAAGGGAACAUCUUUAUUUUUAACACCAUUCUUUGGGUAUAUUCCUAUUUUAUACCCUAAAGAUGUUGAAAAAAAAGUUAGCAUAAGUGAAGCAUUUAGUAGCGUAGGAUUUUUUGCUGGGCCUGCAUUAGGAUCUGCUUUAUAUGCAUUAGGUGGAUACUUGACUCCAUUUCUUGUUUUUAGUUCAUUUGGAUUCAUUUCAUUGCCUUUUUUAUAUGCAGCAUUGUAAUCUGUUGGACCAAAAAAAUAUUAAGUGGAGAUUUAAAGAUAAAUUGAAGAAAUUGAUGAAAGCAAGAGAUUAACUGAAUAUUAAUAAACACUUUUAGGAACUCAUUAAUUAGAUGGUGAAAAACGAUUAACAUUUUUUACUAUGAUUUAACAUUACCCAGUAGUUGUUAUUUUUUGGGUUAUAACCCUAGUAAACAUUUGUAUGACUUAUUUCCAACCUAUUUUAUCAAUCUAUUUUACAAAAGUCUAUGAUUUUGAUGAAGGUUAAAUAGGUUUCAUAAUGACAAUAGUUUCUUUGGCUUAUACUUUGGGAUGCUAUCUUUGUGGAUACAAUAAAAACUAUAAAAGAGAAGUAAUUUAAAAAUUAUUAUAAUAUUCUAGAUGGCAUGUAUUUGUUUAUUUUUCUUUGGCUGUUCCUAUUUCUUAGCUGGUCCUGAUACUGAUCUCAUUUAAAUUCCCCAUAAACUUUGGAUUGCAUUAGCUGCUUAGUUUUUAUUGGGAGUAUUAAGUGGCCCUGCUUAUGUUCCUUCUCUACCAGUUUUGAAUGAAUUCUUGUUGUUCCAUUAUCCAAUAUAAACCAUUAGGGUUGCUACAUAUUCGUCUGCUUUGUAUAAAUAGAAUUCAUUUUAUUUUAGAUUGACAAGUGGAAUGUUUAUUGGUUAAUUAACUGGACCUAUUAUUGCUGGUAUUUUCGGAGAUAAAUAUGGAUUUGAACGAGCUUGUAGUAUUUUGGGAGUCAUAAUUAUUGUUACAUCCUUUAUAUAUGUUCCAAUCAUAUUUAUGAAAUCUAAAAAAGAGAAAAAUUAAGUAUUAUUAUCAUGA